This is a messenger RNA of Arabidopsis thaliana (thale cress), 2624 nucleotides long. Its product is annotated as myosin-binding protein (Protein of unknown function, DUF593). Gene Ontology annotation, cellular component: endomembrane system. NCBI's taxonomy places the organism in Eukaryota, Viridiplantae, Streptophyta, Magnoliopsida, Brassicales, Brassicaceae. Gene Ontology annotation, molecular function: myosin XI tail binding. The transcript is spliced from 4 exons. The record is from RefSeq and is marked reviewed. Bases 694 to 2250 code for a protein of 518 amino acids.
CUUUAAAUAAAAUUCCAGAUUAGCUGACCUGUACUUUCCGCAGGUAAAAAGACACCUCAUCUAACCAAAAUCUUAUCCGUUGAUCUCAUCUGAUAACCUAAUCCUCACCGUUUAUUUAUCUCUCUUAGUAAAAACUCGGUUUUUACCAAAAAUAACCUUAAGAGCCGUCGUCGUCGUCGUCAUUGUGGGCACGAGACGAACCUCCAUGGAAAGAAAAAAAGCCUUUUCUCGAUUUCAAAACUGAAAGAUAAAAACAGAGAGAGCUCUAGGGUUUCAAAUUAACCAGAGGGAAACAACGAAGAAGAAGACCAAUUCUCUCUCUUUCUCUUCCUCUUUUUUUUUUUGGUUUCCCUCUGAUUCCAAACACGAUUAUUUUUUCUUUUUCUUUCUCUUUUUUCUUUUGCUUUUCGUUUACCAGAAAAAGCGAUAAGAGAAAAAUUAUAGGUGGGUCUGUUAUUUUCCCGGAAGUUAUCAUUGAGAUUCAAUAAGAGAAGGAGAUAUCAUUAGCUUUCCUGGAAAAAUUCGACUUUUGGGUUUAGUUUUCGUGUUCUUGGUGGUUCAACGGUGAAGGAGCUCUAUAUUGGCGCUAGUUUUGGCUAUCGUGGAUCUAGACUACGGAGAUAGGUUUUGGUGAUUGUUGCUAUGUAUUUGUGCCAUAGUCUGUGAUUGUGAAUUUGGAUACUGUUACAAGUUAUGGAUUUGGCAAUUGUAUCUUCCCCUACUAGGGAUGUGGUUAGAUGUUGUGAUUGUGGAUGUGAUUGCUCUCUGAAUGGUGCUUCUCCUGGUUCUUUGCUUCGGUCUGUGAAGAGAAAAUACGAGGAAUUUGAGAAUGAGAAACUGUUUCACAUACCGGAGCUGGAGCUGGACUUGUCUUCCAAUGCUAAAGUUCAAAUUGAGAAUGAAUUGGAGCUGCUUAGGGAGACUGUUAGCAGUCAACAGCAGUCGAUUCAAGAUUUGUAUGAGGAGCUUGAUGAAGAGCGGAAUGCUGCUUCGACAGCUGCAAGUGAGGCAAUGUCUAUGAUAUUGAGGUUGCAGAGGGAUAAAGCUGAACUCCAAAUGGAAUUGAGACAGUUUAAGCGGUUUGCUGAGGAGAAAAUGGAGCAUGAUCAACAAGAGCUUUUGGAUCUGGAAGAUUUGAUAUAUAAGAGGGAGCAGACUAUUCAGGCUUUGACAUUUGAAGCUCAGGCUUAUAAGCAUAGAAUGAUGAGUUUUGGGUUCACUGAGGCUGAGGUUGAAACGGAGAAGAACAUGCUUAGCCGUAAUCCGAGCAUGAUCGAAAAUGAUUACCAAUAUGAUCUCCCCACAUCUGAUUACCCUCCUAUAAAGUGCAAUGUGAAUGAGAACCCAGGUCCCCUGGAGGCUGAUAUUGAUGUUGAUGAUGUUGAAAAGUACCCAUUGGCUGAUUCACCUCACCCAUUGAAGACUUUGGAACGAAGGAUAAGUCAGAUGGAGAGAAAUCCUAGCUUUACUCAGCCUACUGGUGAUGUAUCUGGAGGGAGACAUUAUACAGAGAAGAACGUGGUUGGUCAGAGUCCUAGGCAUCAGAGACAUUUCAGGAGGGUUUCCACUGGUAGUGCAAGUUCACUUUUGGGAACAACUAGAGAAAAAAGGCUUGAUUUUUCUAAUGAUUCCCCAAGGUCCAACAAUGGUAGCUUCAGGAAAAUGGAAGAUCCCCCAUAUGCAGCUGGUAAUUCCUUUGCAAGGGAUAAGGGUGACUCAUCGGAAAUAGGAGAUAAUGACAUGAAUGAUAGAGUUUAUACCAUUGACUCUGUCCAUCACAGUGUAUCUCAUAGUGGUACUGCUGAGCAAAAGUUUAAGAAUGACACUGCUGAUGGUUAUGCAAUGUCUCCGAGAGAAAUAUCGAAUCAGCCGGAUCUUGGUGAUCCUGAAAUAUCGAAACUUUACAUGAGACUUCAAGCACUAGAGGCUGACAGGGAAUCAAUGAGACAGGCGAUUAUGUCGAUGAGGACUGAGAAAGCACAGAUGGUUCUGUUGAAAGAAAUUGCCCAACAUCUGUCAAAGGAUGUUGUCCCAGAACGUAGAUUGCCUCUGCGGAAAACAUCUAUUAUUGGAGCAUUCAACUUCAUAUCUGUCUUUAAGUGGAUCACAUCUUUUGUUUUCUGGAGAAGAAAGGCUCGUCGAAGCAAAUACAUGAACGGGGUACAAGGGAACAACAUGGGAUUGCAAAUGCUUCUAGAAAAGACUCCUCGAAUACGGCAAUGGAGAUGUCUCUCAAGCACACAAGUGUGAAAUUUGGUUUGCAGCGCAUAAUGUGAAUUACUUUGUGAAAGUACUUACUUUCUCCAUCUUCAUGGUUUUUACUGAGAAAAAUGAUUUUUCUCUAAUGUGCAGUUUUUAUCUUUCUUUGCUUGGUGUAUUUGCCAUAUGUCAUUUGUUGUUGGGUUGGAAUGGGGUUUGAUGAUUUGUCUCGGUGAGGCUACACUAAAAGCACGUCUUGUUCUUUCUAUUGUAAGCUGUGUAUAAUGUUUCCAGAUUCUUCUUUGAAUUUCUCUGGAAAGAAAACAAACAAAAAAAAGGUUAUCUCUCUCAGAACUUCCGGUUAAUGGAACUUGGCAUUGUCUUGAUCCUCAGAUUCUCAAUAUUUUACUAUAACCUAUCAGGCU